Aspergillus clavatus NRRL 1 is the source of this 819-nucleotide messenger RNA. Its product is annotated as putative RAS small monomeric GTPase. Gene Ontology annotation, biological process: signal transduction. Gene Ontology annotation, molecular function: GTPase activity; GDP binding; GTP binding. The record is from RefSeq and is a predicted model, not a curated record. Bases 1 to 819 code for a protein of 272 amino acids. The transcript has 3 exons. NCBI's taxonomy places the organism in Eukaryota, Fungi, Ascomycota, Eurotiomycetes, Eurotiales, Aspergillaceae. Gene Ontology annotation, cellular component: plasma membrane.
AUGGCAGACACCCCAGACUCUGAGAAAAUCUCCAUCACGAUAUGUGGGGACGGAGGAUGCGAGGAUUCAUAUUCAGUCACGCGUGUGGUCGAUGGCAUUCCCUAUUGUCUGUCCAUUACCGACACGGCCGGCCAAGAGGAAUACCGCGGGCUCUUCGCGCUGUCCAACUUGAGAUCAGAUGCCUUCUUGCUUGUCUACGAUAUCACCAACACGUCGAGUCUGACCGCGCUGGAUUAUUUUAUGGACCUGAUCGACAUCGAGGCAGAGCAACGCGCAGAGGAUAAUGCCCGCCUGCUCAGAGAACUAGGCGACAGUGCCCGCGACUUGCAGGUCGGCAUGCCGCCCCCGGUGAAGAUUGUCGCGGGCAACAAGUGCGAUUUGAAAGACAGUCGAACGGUUGGCGCCAAAGAAGGGCUGGAAUAUGCCCGUCAACAUGGCUGUGGCUUCAUGGAGACAAGCGCGAGAGAUAUGGUCAAUAUCGAGGAAACCUUUGCCCUCAUUGUUCGUCGCGUUGUUGAAGCACGUCGACUCCACUACCAGCAGAACCAAGCCACUGCUGAUCCCGCUAUAGCCGGGGCACCCUCAAGCGUGCAGGAACCUGCCGUAUCGGUAGCCGAUGACGCCGUAGCCGUGCAGCCACCCAAGGAUACACGGCCCCGGCACAACCUUCUUUCUAUUUUCGGAACGAAGGGGGGUAAGCGGGGAGCGCCAAAAGACGACCAGACAAACACGUCGAAAGAAAGCGCAUCGGCACCGGCAACGACGCCGAAUGACCAGAAGAAGAAACCAAGUCUCUGGAGACGUCUGCGUUGCUGGUGA